AAAAAAUAAGGCUUUUAGCCAAAUGGGGCGGAUGAGUUUUGGCCAAGUUUUUUCCAAAGUCAUUUCCUUUGAUCACACAACACCCCCUAUUUUUUUUUUCAUUUUCAGUGUUGGGAGAAAAACCUCUCCAGCGAAUGAAACAAGAAAAUUUUCAGCUAUGGAAGAUAAACCUAAGCUGUUGGUACUCUAUGCGAGUCAAACCGGAAAUGCUUUGGAUGCAGCAGAGCAGGUGGCUCGUGAAGCAGACCGCAGAGGCUGCUCCGUUAAGCUUCUUUCCUUGGAUGAAUAUGACCCUGUUGACUUGCCUCAUGAGAGUGCUGUAGUUGUUAUUGUUUCGACUACGGGCCAGGGUGAUACUCCAGAUUCCAUGAAGGGUUUUUGGAAAUACCUUUUGCAGAGAAAUCUAAGUCAACACUGGCUAGAAGGGCUUCCUUAUUCUGUGUUUGGCUUGGGUGAUUCUGGUUAUCAGAAGUAUAAUUUUGUUGCCAAGAAGCUUGACAGGAGACUUUCAGAUCUUGGGGCAGUGGCCAUUGUCGAAAAGGGUUUGGGAGAUGAUCAGCAUCCAUCAGGGUAUGAAGCUGCUUUAGAUCCAUGGAUGACAUCUUUGUGGAAUAUGUUAUGUAAACUCAAUCCAAAAUUCCUCCCAAAUGGUCCAGAUUAUGUGAUUCCUUCUAAGCAAUCAAUUGGUCAGCCAAAGUUUCAGGUCAGGUACCAUGUCAUUGACAAGAUGGAUUCACAGUUUUCUUAUGGUUCAGUUUCAGAACUGAAGCAUAAAGAAAUGCAAAUUGAGACAACUCAGAGAAUGGCCCCAGGAAAAUUUUCACAUCACAAAGAUAGGCCAGACUGCUUUCUUAAAUUGGUGAAAAAUCAACCAUUGACCAAAGAAGGUUGUGGAAGAGAUGUGCGCCACUUUGAAUUUGAAUUCGUUGCAUCGGUCAUAGAAUAUGAUGUUGGUGACAGCCUUGAGGUUCUUCCUGGCCAGGAUCCUGCUUCACUAGAAGCUUUCAUACAGCGUUGUAAUUUGGAUCCCGAAGCAUUAAUCACUGUUUUUCCUGUGGAUAUGGAGACUUACAAUGAUGCUUAUGCCACAAUGGUUCCUAUCAAGUUAAAAUCUUUUGUUGAGUUAACUAUGGAUGUUGCGUCAGCCUCACCUCGACGGUAUUUCUUCGAGGUGAUGAGUAAUUUUGCCACAGCUUCACAUGAAAAGGAAAGAUUGCAAUAUUUUGCUUCACCUGAAGGAAGGGAUGACCUAUACCAGUACAAUCAGAGAGAACGGCGGACUGUUCUUGAGGUAUUACGGGAUUUCCCUUCAGUUAAUAUGCCAUUUGAGUGGCUGGUGCAGUUGGUUCCUCCUUUGAAAACAAGAGCUUUUUCCAUAUCCUCCUCUCUCUCAGCUCACCCAAAACAAGUGCACUUAACUGUAAGUGUAGUAACAUGGACUACACCUUUCAAAAGGAAGCGUUCGGGUCUCUGUUCAACCUGGCUAAGCAAGCUUGAUCCUGAACUUUGCAUCUUUGUUCCAGUUUGGUUCAUCAAAGGUUCCCUUCCUCCUCCACCCCCAUCACUUCCUCUAAUUCUUGUAGGACCUGGAACUGGCUGUGCGCCAUUUCGCGGAUUUGUGGAAGAGAGAGCCAUCCAAAGUGCAACCCAGGAAAUUGCUCCAGUUGUGUUUUUCUUUGGUUGCCGAAAUGAGGAAAAUGAUUAUUUAUACAGAGAUUUUUGGCUGUCCCAUGCACAAGAUGGUGGGGUACUCUCCGAGACAAAGGGUGGCGGUUUUUAUGUCGCCUUCUCAAGAGACCAGCCACAAAAAGUUUAUGUGCAGCACAAGAUACGUGAACACAGUGAGAGGGUGUGGAAGUUGCUGAGUGAAGGGGCUGCCAUAUAUGUUGCAGGUUCUUCAACCAAAAUGCCAUCGGAUGCGUUAUCAACCUUCGAAGAAGUAAUUUCCAAGGAAAGUGGGGCUCCCAGGGAAGCUGCUGUGAGAUGGCUGAGGGCUCUAGAAAAGGCUGGCAAGUACCACGUAGAAGCUUGGUCUUGACAUGACUUCUAUCUGCCUAAACAACUAAGCUUAAAGGUACCAAAUUGAUUGCUACUGACGCAGAGUCAUUAGAUUCUAGAAUUGCAUUUACGCUUGAGUUAUUCUGCUGCUUGGUUCCUAUUUUUGUUUCAGCAGAACCCAAAAAAAAUAAAAAACAAAAAAGGUACUAAAUUGAUAUCUGAUGCAACAAUUGUUCCUUGAUAAGAAUUUUGCCACACUUGAAACAAUGGUUUCAUGAUUUCUUAUAAUCUAGUAUGUAUUUUUUUA
Humulus lupulus (European hop) is the source of this 2305-nucleotide messenger RNA. Its product is annotated as NADPH-dependent diflavin oxidoreductase 1. Gene Ontology annotation, cellular component: cytosol. The record is from RefSeq and is a predicted model, not a curated record. The transcript is spliced from 12 exons. Lineage: Eukaryota; Viridiplantae; Streptophyta; Magnoliopsida; Rosales; Cannabaceae. Bases 23 to 2038 code for a protein of 671 amino acids. Gene Ontology annotation, molecular function: FMN binding; flavin adenine dinucleotide binding; NADPH-hemoprotein reductase activity.